Lactuca sativa (garden lettuce) is the source of this 885-nucleotide messenger RNA. NCBI's taxonomy places the organism in Eukaryota, Viridiplantae, Streptophyta, Magnoliopsida, Asterales, Asteraceae. The record is from RefSeq and is a predicted model, not a curated record.
AUGGGACCAUUUCCCAUGUCUAAAGGCAACAAAUACAUAUUGGUGGCGGUGGAUUAUGUAUCCAAAUGGGCGGAGGCACAAGCGUUACCAACAAAUGACGGUCGGGUAGUGGUGCGGUUUUUAAAGAAGCUAUUUUCACGAUUUGGAGUCCCGAAAGCUCUUAUAAGUGACCGAGGCACACAUUUUGCCAAUGAUCAACUAGAGAAGGUGUUAAAGAAAUAUGGGGUAACCCAUAAAUUUUCUACAUCCUACCAUCCACAAACUAGUGGACAAAACGAAGUGACUAAUCGAGCUUUAAAGCGAAUCUUGGAGAAAUCGGUGGGGAGCAACCACAAAGAAUGGUCGGAUAAGCUAGACGUUGCACUUUGGGCCUUCCGUACAGCUUUCGAAACUCCUAUUGGUACUACACCAUAUAGGCUUGUUUAUGGAAAACAAUGUCAUUUGCCGGUGGAGAUAGAGCAUAAAGCUUUUUGGGCUUUAAAGAUGUGCAACUUCAACAUGGAAGAACUCAAGAACAACCGGUUAAUGCAAAUGAAUGCUCUUGAGGAGCUUAGAAAUGAUGCAUACUCUAGUUCAUUGAUCUAUAAAGAGAAGACCAAGAUGUGGCAUGACAAGAGGAUAAAAGAAAAUAAAGAAUUUCAUGAAGGCCAAAAAGUGUUGCUCUUUAAUUCACGACUAAAGUUAUUCUCGGGAAAACUCAAGUCAACAUGGGAUGGUCCUUUUCUGGUAAAGACGGUGUUUCCACAUGGUGCUAUAGAGCUAUUGUCAAGAGAUGGAACACCUUUCAAGGUCAAUGGACAUCGGGUUAAAAAGUAUGAAGAAGGAGUCCCCAGGAAUGAAGGAAUGGAAGAGUUGCUGUUGCUGGAAGGGAUUGCAACCACGUAG